Molecule: messenger RNA, 369 nt
Organism: Paraglomus brasilianum
Lineage: Eukaryota; Fungi; Glomeromycota; Glomeromycetes; Paraglomerales; Paraglomeraceae
Source: the annotation of a GenBank genome assembly
AUGGCAUACUUUACUCAAACGGAAGUCUCCAAAUGGUGUUGCAAUGAAGUUUUCCAAUUUUACCAAAAGAAUUAUCCGUACUAUGAUCUAAAACAAAUUCUGGACGCUAUAAAGAAAGAUCUUAAGAAAUUUAUAGAUUCCUCUCCCAAUCAAGAGCAAAAAGAGCAGGCACAGUGGAUAAUUGAUAACUAUAAGGUUGUAUUAAUUUUAUUACGUAUUGGGAGGGAUAAAGCCGUGAGGCUAAAGAGGGCAAAAAGGCAAGAUAUGGCCAAGCUGGAACACUCUUCGUCGCCCAGUGAUGAACUCUUCGUUCGUGCCAAUCUUAGCUGCCUUUGGCGUAAAGCUGGAACACUCUUCGUCGCCCAGUGA